Molecule: messenger RNA, 12550 nt
Organism: Sodiomyces alkalinus F11
Lineage: Eukaryota; Fungi; Ascomycota; Sordariomycetes; Glomerellales; Plectosphaerellaceae
Product: transcription-associated protein
Exons: 3
Coding region: 393-12203 (3936 amino acids)
Biological process (GO): regulation of DNA-templated transcription; DNA repair
Cellular component (GO): nucleus; NuA4 histone acetyltransferase complex; SAGA complex
Molecular function (GO): protein binding; transcription coregulator activity
Source: RefSeq, a predicted model, not a curated record
UGCCUGCAUUACCACUUCCCUCUCCACAUACGAUUGUCGGGAUACUACCCACCUUUGAAGCUUGUAGUAGCCCUCUGCUGCAAAUGAAUACAAAGGGCAGCUACGGAAUGGUGCUGUAGGAGCUUUCCUUCGAUUUUCCUUUUCCUCCGUCCCGUCUUUUUGUCCCUUUCCUUCUACUGAACCAGAGAUACGAUACCCCUCCAUACCCACCUUCGAUAUCAUCUUCCUCCUUCUUCCCUAGGUAGACGACUUGGGCCAUACAGACCAUACCCUACCAGCCAGUUCAGUACUGUCGCAAAACACUACCCGAUUACGACGACGCUGCCCGAUUUCUCGACCUCCAUGAGCCAACGCGGCGCUUGCAACCUUCCAUCGUCGUAAGGGCUGCCGUAAUGUCUGGCACGACGAUAGACGAUGUCGUCAAGCGACUCAGCACGCCGGACCUAGAUCCGAAGGUCAGGGUUGAGGCAGCAACUACCUUGCGAGACAGUUUAGAUCACUACACCACAGGUCCCAUCUACACACCUUUCCUCAAGAAGUUGAUGCCAAUCUUCAUCAGCAUAUUGAGGGGACCAUGCAUCUUCCAAAGCAGCUCCCCGGAGCAGAAACUCCGCAACUGCAUUCUAGAAAUCCUCCACAGACUACCGACCGCAUACGUCCCGACCGAACCCUUCGAACCUUACGCUGAAGAGGUUGUCGACCUCCUCAUGCAACUCGUGCGGACCGAUAACGAAGACAAUGCUACGCUAUGUGUCAAGAUCAUCUCCGACAUCAUGCGGCACCAACAUAAGGUGUUGGGACAGAAGGUGCAGCCUUUCCUGUCGCUGAUCCAGGAUUUGUUCAGGCAAAUGGACAAGGUCGUACGCGAGCAGCUCGAUAACACAUCCGUCCCUUCCAAUGCCGCCGCCGGUGCGCCCUCGACCCCGGGGAGUUCCCAGACCAACUUUCAGUCCCCUCGACCCGGAUCACCCGUCGCCUCGGUAACCGAUCUCGGCCCCGAUCCUCAGCAACAGAAUCGGAUGCUCCUCAAGGGCAUGUCCUCCUUCAAGGUCCUUUCAGAAUGCCCCAUCAUCGUCGUCUCGCUGUUUCCGGCGUACAAGAACCUCGUCGCCUCGAACGUCACGGCAUUCGUGCCGCUCAUCAAAGGCUUCCUCUGCCUGCAAGCGAGUGCGCAGCGACAAGCACAUGCAGACGCUAAAGCGAGGGGGGGGGACAUUUUCACCGGAGUCAGCCCUCUCAUCAGGAACCGGGCGGCCUUUGGCGAAUUCAUUGCGGCUCAGGUGAAGACUAUGAGCUUUCUCGCCUACCUUCUCCGCCAGCACUCCCAGAAGCUGCAGGACUUUUUGCCGACCCUGCCGGAAAUUGUCGUCAGACUCCUCAAGGAUUGUCCCCGAGAGAAGUCGAGCACGCGCAAGGAACUGCUUGUUGCUAUUCGGCAUAUCAUCAAUUUCAACUUUCGCAAGAUCUUUCUGCCCAAGAUUGGCGAGCUCCUGGAUGAGAGGACCCUGAUUGGAGAUGGGCUCACCGUACACGAGACCAUGCGGCCUCUCGCCUACAGCAUGCUGGCGGACCUGAUCCACCACGUCAGGGACCAGCUUACACCCGACCAGAUUCGCAGGACGGUGGAGGUCUACACGAAGAACUUGCAGGACAACUACCCGGGGACGAGCUUCCAGACCAUGAGUGCGAAGCUGCUUCUGAACAUGGCCGAGUGCAUCGCCAAGCUCCAGGACAAGGUCGAUGCCCGGCACUAUCUGAUGAUGAUCCUAAGCGCCAUUGCGGACAAGUUCGAAGCCAUGAAUCGCCAGUACCCCAAUGCCGUGAAGCUCUCCAAGCUGUAUCACCAGCAGGCCGCCGACGGCAAGGCCGAGAGCUACCUCGCCGACAGGGAUCAACCGCCCGACUGGGAUGAGACCGACAUCUUCACCGCGAUGCCCAUCAAAACCAGCAACCCUCGCGAGAGGGGCGCGGACCCCGUCGCCGACAACAAGUUCCUGUUCCGAAACCUUAUGAAUGGAUUGAAGAACACGUUCUAUCAGCUCAGGGGCUGCAACGCCGUGGCCAAUGUCAACCUCCAGAACGCGCCCCCCCAGUGGCAGGACGUGGCUUAUGGCUUCACCGCCGAGGAGGUCAAGAUCAUCGUGAAGCUCUUCCGCCAAGGUGCUUAUGUCUUCCGUUACUACGAGACCGAGAAACCCAGCAGCGAGGCCCAGUACACGUCUCCCGUCGAGUACAUGGCCAAUUUCUACAUGGUUUCGAGCAGUAAGGAGGAGAAAGACCUGCUGGAGACGUUCGCGACCGUGUUUCACUGUAUCGAUCCCGCCACCUUCCACGAGGUUUUCCAGCAGGAGAUCCCUCACCUCUACGACAUGAUCUUCGAGCACACGGGGCUGUUGCAUAUCAUGCAGUUCUUCCUAGCGAGCGAGGCCACAUCGCCUAGCUUCUGCGGCAUGCUGCUGCGCUUUUUGAUGGACAGAAUAGACCAGGUCGGUUCGGCAGACAUAAAGAGGUCCGCAAUCCUGUUGCGACUCUUCAAGCUGGCUUUCAUGGCCGUUACCUUGUUCGCAAACCAAAAUGAACAGGUCUUGCUCCCUCACGUUGUCGACAUUGUCACCCAGUCCAUCGAGCUCUCCACGCGGGCCGAGGAACCUAUGAACUACUUCUUCCUACUGAGAUCGCUGUUCCGAAGCAUCGGCGGCGGCAAGUUUGAACACCUCUACAAGCAGAUUCUCCCUCUGCUGGAGAUGCUUCUUGACGUACUGAACACACUCCUGAUGGCCGCACGGAAACCGUCGGAGCGUGAUCUCUACGUGGAGCUGUGUCUUACGGUGCCCGCUCGGCUGAGCAAUCUGCUCCCGCACCUCAGCUUCCUCAUGCGGCCCUUGGUGGUCGCCCUGCGCGCCAGCACCGACCUCGUCGGCCAGGGUCUGAGGACCCUGGAGCUCUGUGUCGACAAUCUGACGGCUGACUAUCUCGAUCCCAUCAUGGCGCCGGUCAUCGACGAGCUCAUGACGGCCCUGUUCGACCAUCUCCGGCCCCAUCCCUACAGCCAUUUCCAUGCGCACACGACGAUGAGGAUCCUCGGAAAGCUCGGUGGCAGGAAUCGAAAGUACAUUACUGGACCGCAGCCUCUCGACUUUUCAGAAUUCGCAGAUGACCCAACCACUUUUGAUAUUCGGCUCGUGGGCUCGAAGAAGGACAGAGCGCUUCCCGCGGAGCUGGGCAUCGACCUGGCCAUCCGCAAGCUCAUGGAGGCCCCCAGGCCGAGUAAGGGCAACAACCAGUCCCGCCAGCAUGACGGCUAUUACAAAAAGCAGUCGUUCCAUUACAUCAAGUCCCAGCUGAAGUUGAGGAUCGGCUUCGAUAACUUGCCAGACGAUCUCCCGAGGCUGCUCCGGCUCCAAGCGCAGGACUUCCUCUCCAGGAAGCUCGACGCUGACCUGUCUGCGUUCGACGUCUCCGAUCGAGAGAGGUCCAUCGCCAAGAAGAAUGAACAGGACAUCCUGGUGAGGAACCUGCUCAAAGCGAUCAUGUUCGCGGAAUCGUUGCCCGACUUCAAGGAGGACGCCAGCUCGUUCCUUGUCAACGUUGCGAGGCACUUCACCAUCGUCGAGAUUGGCCGGUCACUCGUGGAUGCGAAGCAUGCCUACAGCCAGUUCAACCCCAAUGCAGGCGAGGGCCCUCUCUACAUCUCCACUCGAGUCUUCUCCGACGCCAUCGUCGAGUCGCUGUCGUCGGAACAUCCGGACGUCCGGGAUUCGGCGAAGCGGGCCAUCCGCGAAAUCUACAGCACGGCGACGGCCAUCAUGGGAUCGACGCAUGCCGUGGCACGCCUCCCCUUUGUCAACAACCUGGCCUCGACCUUCUGCCACGCGUGCUACGAGGAAGAAUGGUUCACCAAAGCCGGAGGCACCAUAGGCAUCAACUUCCUCCUCACGGAGCUGAACCUAGGAGACCAGUGGGCUACCGGCAAGCAGACGGAGUUCAUCCGUGCGCUCAUGUAUGUCGUGAAGGACAUGCCUCAGGAUUUGCCCGAGAAGACGAGGUCGACUGCGCAAGUGACCCUCGAGACCCUUUUGCAGAGGGUGACCAAGAACAUCAAGAAGGAAGACGUCCUUCCGGUUCCCAUGCCUCCCGGCCAACAGCAGCAGCAACACCAUCAGCAGCAGCAGCAGCAACAGCAGCAGCAGCGCAACCGUCUUCCCCAGAUCUGCAUGCACUUCAACAGCGAACUGUCGCAUAUGAACCGGCACGUCCGCGAGACGGCGAAGAGGUCUCUGGAGCUGAUCGCCAAGGCGGCGUCGUGCGAGGUGUGGGAGCUCAUUGCGCCUUACAAGGACCGAUUCCUCCAGCCGAUCUAUUCGAAGCCCCUGCGCGCGCUGCCGUUCCCCGUUCAGAUCGGCUACAUCGAUGCCAUGACGUACCACAUGACGCUCAAGCACGACUGGGUCGUGUUCGACGAACAUCUGAACAGACUUCUGAUGGAGUCGCUUGCCCUGGCCGAUGCCAGCGACGAGUCCUUGGCGAACAAGCCCGCCGAGUUCCGGACGCACGAGUACAUCGUCAACUUGCGGGUGGCCUGCAUCAAGCUCCUGAGCACGGCCAUGGGGUUCGACGACUUUGCCAAGGGACAGAACACCGCGGCGACGCGAGCCAAGAUUGUCUCCGUCUUCUUCAAGUCGCUGUACUCCGACUCGAAGGCCACCAUAGAUGCCGCCAACGACGCUCUCAAAUCCGUGUUGCAGCAGACAAACAAGCUGCCCAAGGACCUGCUUCAGGGAGGGCUCCGACCCGUGCUGGCCAAUCUCCAAGACCCGAAGAAACUCACCUGCCACGGGCUCGACAACCUGGCGCGGUUGCUUAAGCUGCUUACCACGUACUUCAAAGUGGAAAUCGGAGCUCGUCUGUUGGAUCAUGUCAAGGUCCUGGCUGACCCGGGGGUACUACACCUGCUCUCUUUCACCUACUUCGAGCAACAUGCGCAGAUGAAGGUUGUGGCGGCGGUCUUUAACAUCUUCCACCUCCUCCCUCCGGCCGCCGAGACGUUCAAAGAUCGGUUGAUCGACCUGGUAUUGGACCUCGAGGAGAAGCUGCGGCGGACGCAGAUCAGCCCGUUCCGCGCGCCCCUCUACAAGUAUCUCAACCGGUAUCCGGCCGAGAUGUGGGCUUUCUUGUUGCCGAAGAUGGGCGAGCUGAAGUACGGUCGCUUCUUGGCUCAAGUGCUCGCUCACCCAGACAGUGGUCCGCUCCGGAGGGAGGCGGUCGCCGCCGUGGACGGUCUCAUCCAGACCUGCCAGGAAAUCGCCUCCAAGGACCAGGGCGCCAAGUUUGUGGCCGUCAUCAACACCGUCAACCUCCUCAACUCCUUGAGCCGGUGGCCCGGCUCCGAAGGUUGGGUCGAGAAGAGGGAGAUCCUGGCAUGGUUGAGACAGGCAGGCAAGGAGCUCGAGAGCGAGUUGCGCAACUACUCCAUCGCGGCGACCCUCCGCCUGCCGGCAUCUCAGGCUCUAGAGCAGGUCAUGUCCAUCUUCUUGAAGUCCCUCGAGAGGAGUCAGAAGGACUUGGAUUCGCUCCUCAGCUUGGCCGAGGCGGUCACGGCUAGGGAUUUCCGAGACGCCCAGCCGCUCAUCUCAUACAUCUACAAGAAUAUCAUCAACAGCGGUUCCGUCGACGUCUGGAAAGCGGCCGUCCUCAAGUGCCUCGAUGCGUACUCGUCCAAGAACGUCUCCCAGAAGAUGAAGCGCUUCCUGCUGCACUACGUCGUCAACCCCAUCAUCGCCAUGGACGUGCAAGAAAAUUGGAAUGCGCCGCCGCAGGGGACUCCUCGCCUGAUGGAUCGAAGCGUGAUCGACGCGGUCACGACCAAGAUCUGGAAGACGCACCAGGACACCAGCCAAGACGCGGACGACCUGUCCCAGCCCGGGAUCGACCACACGAGGUUCGAGGUUCUCCAGCUGUCUGCCAUGCUCGUCAAGUACCACCACCAGACCAUCCAGGAGGCCAGGAAAGACAUCAUUAAGAGCUGCUGGACCUUCAUCCGGCUCGACGACGUCGUCAACAAACAUGCCGCGUAUGUUGUCAUUGGGUAUUUCAUCGCGUUGUACGAGACGCCGGUCAAGAUCGUCACGCAGGUGUACGUGUCGCUGCUCAAGACCAACCAGAACGAAGGCCGGGCGCUCGUGACGCAGGCCCUGGAGCUGAUCGCACCGGUCCUUCCGAAGCGGCUGGGCACUGCGCCGAACGAUAGGAACGCGGCCUGGGCCGUGGCACCGCGCAGGGUCCUCGCCGACGAAGGCUUGAACAUCCAGCAGAUGACGAGCACGUUCAACUUCCUUGUCCGGCACCCCGAUCUCUUCUACGAGUCGCGAGACAAGUACGCCAUGCUCCUGAUCACGUCGCUGAGGAAGGUGGCCAUGCCUUCCAAUGCGUCGCAAGAGUCUAAGAAGCUCGCCCUGAACAUGAUGUGGUUGAUUUGGCUCUGGGAGCAGAGGAGGGUGGAGGCCACCGGCGACGCCAUGGCCCGCGACGUCGUCGACGCGUCCUCCUUGUCCCCAGCCGCUAGGAAGCGGAAGCUGGAGGGUGGUGGUGAUCAGGUCAUGUCCUCGCCGCCGACGGCUAGGCAGCUCCCGGCCGGCCAGAACGACUAUCAGAUCCCCCCCGUGGGCCGCCUUAAGAUGGUGAGGUAUCUGAUCGAGUUCAUCGCCCAACUCAACGAGAGGUAUCAGCUCCCGUCUACCAAGACGAAGGAGCCGUCGUCUGUGAACGCUUUGCCGACGCCUCAACCCGAGCUGUACCAGAAGGCGAUGGCCCUCCUCUACAACCUGCUCCAACCGCAGUACUGGGCCGACCUGGACGUCGACCUGUUCCCCCAUGUGACCGAGGCGGUUCUGGCCAGCGAUAAGACGCAGGCGGUUCUGGCCACCGAUCCGUCCGACAAGGACAAGUUCGACGACAAGUUCUUGACGAGCGUGAUCAACACGCUCCAGAUUGUCAGGAUCAUCCUUCACUUCAAGUCGGACGACUGGAUACAGAGGAACAUUGCUUCGAUGCAGAAGGUUCUCGACAAGUGUCUGAAGAGCGAGAUCCCGGAGGUGCAAGACUGCCUUCACGUGGCGGACCCGAACUUCGACGGCGGCCGGGAUAUCAAACCGACGAUCAAACGGGUCUUGGAUUCCGUGCCCGAAGACGUCCCCAUGGAAGAUGCCGACGCGGAGGUCGACACGGAUUCCCCGACGUCCGAAUUCAUCCAGUCGCUGUCUGCGAUGGCCGGGGAGGCCAUGGCGGCCGGUAACUACACCUCCGGGGUCAAUCUCCUGUGGUCGCUGGGUCACCGCAAGCCCACGGUGAUCGACCAGCACAUCCCCGUCCUCAUGAAAGCCUUGCAGAGCAAACUGGCCCGCGAACACGUUCAAAACUACACCAUCCAAGCUAGCUUGCAAGCCGGUCCGGCCGCCGCCGCCGCCGCCGCUAACAGGGGCCCUGACGCUUCUCCCCCGCCUGGCGAGAUGUCGCCCGACGACCUCGAGAUCUCCACCACUCUGAUGCUCAGGGCCAUGCAGACCAUUUCCUCGCGGAUGGAAGUGCUGGGCGAUCACCGUCGGCCUUUCCUCAGCGUCCUGGCCACGCUUGUGGAGAAGUCGAUGCACAUGGCCUUGUGCGAGGAGAUCCUCUCCAUGGUGGAGGGCUGGGUAUUCCGGUCCGAGGGCACGUGGCCCACGCUUAAGGAGAAGACGGCUGUGCUGCACAAGAUGCUCUCGUUCGAGCACCGACAAGACCCGACCAUGCUGUCCAAGUUCCUGGACCUCGUUAUCCGGAUCUACGAAGACCCGAAGAUCGCACGGACAGAACUCACCGUUCGGAUGGAGCACGCGUUCUUGAUAGGCACCAGGGCGCAAGAUGUGCACAUGCGAAACCGAUUCAUGGCCAUCUUCGACAAGAGCCUCUCCAAGACGGCCACGGCGCGGCUCUCUUACGUGCUGACGUCGCAGAACUGGGACACGCUCGCCGAUAGCUUCUGGCUCGCCCAGGCGUCUCAGCUCCUACUGGGCGGCGUCGAGCUGAACACGGCCGCGCAGCUGCACCACGAGGAUUUCCGGAUCAUGCCCGUCAGCCGGCUGUGUGCCGUCUACGCCAGGGACACCCGAGAGCCGUCGAACAUGGCGGACGACAAGUACGACGCCCUCAUGGCACAGCAUCGUCGGUUCAUGAGCGAGAUGGCCGACCUCAAGGUCCGCGACUUGGUCGAACCGCUCGGCCAGCUCCAGCACGCCGACACGACCUUGGCGCACCAGCUCUGGGUGGCCCUGUUCCCGCUCUACUGGUCGGCCACGGCCCGGGAUGAACGGACGGAUCUCGAACGGGGCAUGGUGACGCUCCUGACGAAGGACUACCACAGCCGUCAGAUCGACAAGCGUCCCAACGUGGUCCAGUCCCUCCUGGAGGGCGCGGCCAAGGCGUGGCCCGACUGCAAGAUGCCGCCGCACGUGCUCAAGUACGAGGCCAAGACGUACGACGCUUGGUACACGGCGCUCGUGCAGCUGGAAAGGGCGGCCAUGCAGCCGGAGGUCGAGUCGGUCAAGGUGCGCGAGAGCAACCUCGACGCGCUCGUCGACCUGUACGCCACGCUCCAGGAGGACGACAUGUUCUACGGCACGUGGCGGCGGCGGUGCCAGUUCGUCGAGACCAACGCGGCGCUCUCCUACGAGCAGAACGGCAUGUGGGAUAAGGCGCAGAAGAUGUACGAGACGGCGCAGAUCAAGGCGCGGACCGGCGUGGUCCCGUUCUCGCAGGGGGAGUACAUGAUCUGGGAGGACCACUGGGUGCUCUGCGCGCAGAAGCUCCAGCAGUGGGACAUUUUGCAGGACUUUGCCAAGCACGAGAAUUUCCAGGACCUGCUGCUCGAGUGCGCCUGGCGGAACAUGGAGAUGUGGCAGGACAGCGCGCAGCGCGAAGCCCUGGACACGCUCAUCAAGGGGGUCAUGGACGCGCCGACGCCGCGCCGGGCCUUCUUCCAGGCGUUCAUGUCGCUGCUCAAGUUUUACAACAAGCAGGAGUCGCCGGUCGAGUUUGCCAAGUCGUGCGACGAGGCGAUCCAGCUCUCGAUCCGGAAGUGGCACCAGCUGCCGCAGCGGCUGACGCGGGCCCACGUGCCCCUGCUGCAGAACUUCCAGCAGCUGGUGGAGCUGCACGACGCGCAGGUGAUCUGCCAGAGCCUGGCGGGCACGACGCAGGCGAACCUCGACGUCAAGUCGGGCGAGCUCAAGCUUCUCCUGGCGGCGUGGCGCGACCGGCUGCCCAACGUGUGGGACGACAUCACGGCGUGGCAGGACCUCGUCACCUGGCGCCAGCACAUCUUCGGGCUCAUCAACCAGACGUACCUGCAGCUCCUGCCGCAGCAGGGGGGCGGGCAGCAGAACACCAGCGGGGCGUCGUUCGCGUACCGCGGCUACCACGAGACGGCGUGGAUCAUCAACCGGUUCGCGCACGUGGCACGCAAGCACAACCUGCCCGAGGUGUGCAUCAGCCAGCUGAGCCGCAUCUACACGCUCCCGAACAUCGAGAUCCAGGAGGCGUUCCUGAAGCUGCGGGAGCAGGCCAAGUGCCACUACGAGAACCCGGAGGAGCUCACGAGCGGGCUGGACGUCAUCAACAACACGAACCUCGGCUACUUCAACCCGCCGCAGAAGGCCGAGUUCUACACGCUCAAGGGCAUGUUCCUGGAGAAGCUCAACCAGAAGGAGGAGGCGGACCAGGCGUUCGGCACGGCGCUGUUCUUCGACAUCACGGCGGCCAAGGCGUGGGCCGAGUGGGGGUACUUCAACGAGCGGAAGUUCAAGGAGGACCCGACGGACCUCAACUCGGCGCGGCAGGCGGUGACGUCGUACCUGCAGGCGGCGGGGAGCUACAAGAACGCCAAGUCGCGGAAGCUGCUGUCGCGGAUCCUGUGGCUGCUGAGCCUGGACGACGCGAGCGGGACGAUCGCGGCCGGGUUCGACGACUUCAAGGGCGAGACGCCGAUCUGGUACUGGAUCACGUUCAUCCCGCAGCUGCUGACGGGGCUGGGCCACAAGGAGGCGCCGCGGGUGCACCAGAUCCUGACCAAGAUUGCCAAGUCGUACCCGCAGGCGCUGUACUUCCAGCUGCGGACCAACCGGGAGGACAUGGCGGUGAUCAAGAAGAACCAGGAGGCGAAGGAGAAGGCGCGGCAGCGGGCGCAGUCGGCGGCGGCGGCUUCGAAUCCUGGGCAGCCGGGCGCGGCGUCUCCUCAGCUGCCGAAGCAAGAUGGUGCUGGUUCGAGACCGGGGACGGCCGGCGGGGAGGCGUCUAUUUCUUCUGCCCCUGGCGCGGUCAAGACGGAGCCUGGUGCGACGAAUGGUGCGACGAACGGAAAUACUUCUGUUGCUGCUGCUCCGGGGGGUAAUGCGAAUGCGAAUGCGAAUGCGAAUGCGAAUGGCCAGACGGGCCAGCAGCAGCAGCAGCAGCAGCAGCAGAACAAUGCGGCACAACAGGCGGCGCAACAAACAAAUCAACAACAGACACCCACUCCCCAGCAAGCACAGCAACGACCACCGUCUCAGCAGAUGCACCAGGCGCCGCCGGGUCGUGGACAGAAGCGGCCUCCUUGGGAGCUCACGGAGGAGAUUAUGAGCCACCUAAAGUCGGCGUUCCCGCUUCUCGCCCUGUCGAUGGAGACGAUGGUGGACCAGAUCCAGAAGAACUUCAAAUGCCCGCCCGACGAGGACGCAUACCGGCUCAUCGUGGCGCUGCUCAACGACGCGCUGGCGUAUGUCAGUCGCAUGCCGUCUUCGUACGCCAAGAUCAAGUUGCCGCCGGCGACGGAGACGAACAUUGUGCGAUUCGCGGAGACGAUCCUGCCAGCGCACAUCAAGAAGUCGUUCGAGGCGGAUUUCGUGCAAGUCAAGCCGACGAUGGACGAAUACAUCAUGAAGCUCCGCCACUGGCGCAACAAGUUCGAGGAGAAGCUCGACCGCCGGCAGACGCGCGUCAACCUGGAAGCGUUCUCGCCGCACCUCAGCGAGUUCCGGUACCAGAGGUUCGACGACGUGGAGAUGCCCGGGCAGUACCUCGAACACAAGGACAAGAACCAGGACUUCAUCCGGAUCGAGCGGUUCCUGCCCAACGUGGACCUGGUGCGGUCGAUCAGCGCGUCGUACCGGCGGCUCCGGAUCCGCGGGCACGACGCCAGCGUGCACUCGUGGGUGGUGCAGCACCCGGCGGCGCGGCACUGCCGGCGGGAGGAGCGCAUCCUGCAGCUGUUCCGACAGCUCAACCAGACGCUCAACCGGCGGAAGGAGAGCCGGCGGCGGGACCUGCAGUUCACGCUGCCGCUGAUGGUGCCGCUGGCGCCGCACAUCCGGAUCGUGCAGGAGGACACGUCGUACAUCACGCUGCAGGGGGUGUACGAGGACCACUGCCGGCGGCACGGCAUGUCCAAGGACGAGCCGGUGCUGUUCACGAUGGAGAAGCUGCGCGGGGUGCUGGACAGCAAGAACCCGAAGCACGGCGAGCAGGGCGCGACGGCGCGGCUGGAGGUGUUCAACGCGAUCCAGGAGAAGUGGGUGCCGCACACGGUGGCGCUGGAGUACUUCCAGCGCAUCUUCCCGCACUACUCGGAGUUCUGGCUCUUCCGGCGGCACUUGUCGUACCAGCUGGCGACGCUGACGUUCAUGACGUACAUCCUGUACAUGCACAACCGGUACCCGCCCAAGAUGCACGUGGCGCGGGCGUCGGGCCGCAUCUGGGGGUCGGAGCUCAUGUCGUUCCUCAGCCCGAACAAGCCGUUCUUCCACAACCCGGAGCCGGUGCCGUUCCGGCUGACGCCGAACCUGCAGACGCUCAUGGGCCCGCUGGGGAUGGAAGGGAUCUUCAGCUGUGCGCUGAUGGCGGUGGCGCGGUGCCUGCUGGUGCCGGAGCACGGGCUGGAGCACGCGCUGACGCUGUUCGUGCGGGACGAGAUGAUUUACUGGUUCACGAGCUCGCACCGCGUGGUGCAGAUGACGGAGCAGCAGCUGCGCGAGUCGGUGCAGCUGAAUACGGACUCGAUUGUGAAGAGGGCGGCGAGCCUGGCGCAGAGCCCGACGAGCAAUUUGCCGGCGAACCAGACGGUCAUUGAUUUGAUUGCCAAGGCCGUCAAUCCUAUGAACCUGGCGCAGUGCGAUGCGCUGUGGAUGCCGUGUUUGUAGGGGGGGAGGGUGUGUGUGAUGGAAGUCGAGUGGAGUGUGAGGUGUGAGGAGUGUGAAGAGACAAUGAUUAUCAUGGGACGAAGGAGUUGUUUUGGACUGUUUUACUAGCUCUCUGUUUUUCUUUUCUUUUUCUUUGCUGUCUUUGUCUGGGAAUUGGGGACGAGUCGAGUCUGUCCGUGGAAGAAGCAUGGCGUUAACAGGAGAGAGUUGGAACAGUUGAGGCACCUACAUACAGGUGGAGGAGUUGUGGGAAAACAAGGGGGAUCACUGUUAAUUCUUUGCUCAGAGCAAGGCUAUUCUAAUUCAAUGUAUUAUUGGCUCUAUUAAUAUUGUUCCUUUAUUUCCCC